CUUCCAGGACUGCAAACCUCAGCUGCCUGCCAGACCCCCCUCCCUUGCUCUUGGACAUGACGAUCCGCGCCCUCACCCUGUGCUUCAGCUCCCUCCUCCUCCUCCUGCUGUCCCUCUCCUGGCGCGGCCACGCGGAGCCCCGUCGGGCGACGUCCUCCCAGCGCAGGUCAGCUCGCGCCCCCGCUGCCAAGGUGCGUCUGGUGGGGAACUACGCGCGAGAACCUAACGAGGGACGCGUGGAGGUGCUGCACAACAACACGUGGGGGACAGUGUGCGACGACGAGGUGGACAUCAAGCUGGCCAACGUGGUGUGCCGGGAGCUUGGUUUCCAGGGUGGUCUUACGUGGGCGCACAGCGCUAAGUAUGGAGAAGGACAGGGCCCAAUAUGGAUGGACAAUGUACGCUGCGAUGGCUCUGAGAAGUCCCUGAAAGACUGCAAACACAACGGCUGGGGGGUGAAUGACUGUAAACACUCAGAGGACCUCGGGGUGAUAUGCACCCCUGAGCGCAGGCAGGAUCAGACGACCAGGAGAGGCCACUCCAUCGCCCUGAGGCCCAACGUCAGUCCCUCGCCUCAGUGGCAGAACACCCUGGCCAGCCGCAGGAGUCCAGGACACGGGUACUAUGGCAACGGACAUCCACAGGAGAUCCCCAGGUUUCACAGACACCACCACUACCCGGGGCACAGUAAGGUACGCAUUGAAGAGGUCCGUCUGCGGCCCAUCCUCACAGCCACCAAGAAGAAGACCCUGAUCACCGAGGGUGUGGUGGAAGUGAAGCACGCUGGGAGAUGGAGGCAGGUGUGCGACUUGGGCUGGAGUCUCAACAGCAGCAGAGUUGUGUGCGGAAUGCUCGGCUUUCCGGAGGCAGCCCCGCACAACGCCAGAACAUACAAGAAAAUAUGGGACUCCAAGGUUUCAGAUCCAUCAACAAGACUGAGCAUCAUGGCAAGGAAGAAAGGAUUCUGGGUAGAAAAGGUACACUGCCUGGGCACUGAGAGCACCCUGUCUGAGUGCCGUGCUCAGCUGUCAAUCCCCCGCAGUCCGUCCCCCUGUAAGAAUGGGAGACAUGCUGUGGCCAAGUGUGUCCCGGGACCUCAGUUUGCUCGCAUUUCCUCAGGAAGACCCCAGGCUCCUUAUCCUGUCGUGCCCGUGCGUCUGAAGGCCGGUCCCAGGCUGGGUGAGGGCCGAGUGGAGGUGCUCCGUGAGGGGAAAUGGGGAACCAUCGUGGACCACCAGUGGGACCAAACAGCAGCCAGCGUGGUGUGCAGGGAGCUGGGCUUUGGUACUGCCAAGGAUGCCCUAUUGGGAGCCUUUAUGGGACAAGGCACAGGGCCUAUCCAUAUGAACAAUGUCCAGUGUCUGGGGACGGAGCGCUCCAUCUUAGACUGCCAGUACCAGGAUGUCCCACUGUGGACAUUCAAACACAGCCAGGAUGCCUCCGUACGCUGUAACGUCCCCAAGACUGGCAUGGAGAACACGGUCAGGUUGGCUGGUGGAAGAAUGCCAGGGGAAGGCCGUGUGGAGGUCUUGAUGGAUGUGGGCGGCCACAAGUGCUGGGGCUCUGUCUGCAGCGAGAACUGGGGCAUCAAUGAGGCCAUGGUGGUAUGCAGACAGUUGGGCCUGGGCUUUGCUGCCAGUGCUCACCAGGAGACCUGGUACUGGUCUAGCAACCCAAACGCAGCUGAAGUGAUUCUCAGUGGAACCCACUGUGUUGGCACCGAGCUGUCCAUCCAACAGUGUCGCCGUAACAACCAUGUUCACUGCCCUCGUGGAGGUGGAGCUAAAGCUGCCGGGGUCACCUGUUCGGAAACGGCCCCUGACCUGGUUCUGGAUGCCCAGCUCGUCCAGGAGACAGCCUAUCUGGAAGACCGACCCCUCCACCUGCUGAGCUGUGCCAACGAGGAGAACUGUCUGUCUUCCUCUGCUGCCAGGAUGAACUGGCCCUACGGACACCGCCGCCUCCUGCGCUUCUCCUCCCGCAUCAUGAAUUUGGGCCGGUCCGAUUUCAGACCCAAAGCCACCAGGGACAGCUGGACGUGGCAUCAGUGUCACAGGCACUACCACAGCAUCGAGGUGUUCACACAUUACGACCUGCUGACACUGAAUGGCACCAGGGUGGCAGAGGGACACAAGGCCAGUUUCUGUCUGGAGGACACUUACUGCCCCGAGGGUCUCCAGAAGCGUUUCUCCUGCUACAAUAUGGGUGACCAGGGCAUCUCUGUGGGCUGCUGGGAUACAUAUCGUCAUGACAUCGACUGUCAGUGGGUCGACGUGACAGAUGUACGACCAGGAGAUUACAUAUUCCAGGUGGAAGUUAAUCCCUCGCUGGAUAUGGCCGAGUCCGACUUCAUGAACAAUGUCAUGAGAUGUCGGUGCAAGUACGAUGGCCACAAAGCGUACAUGUAUGGGUGUCAUGCAGGAGAUGCAUACAGCGCAGAGAUUGAAGAUCUGUUUGAGCACCAAAGGCAGAUCACCAAUAACUUUGUGUAGCCCACCCCAGGGCCCAGUUUGAAGGCCCCCCAACGGGACCCAGAGACUGCUCAGGGUGGGCUGUGAGGUCUGAGAACCUCACAACACCAGACAACACGCAAAAUGGCACCCGUUCAUCUCCUUGGCAGAUGUGGAUUACACAAUCAUCCAUGCAUCACAUCACAGCAGAGACCCUCGCAGAGACUCCAAACUCAGCUCAAACAGCCACUGACAACAAGAGUGGGACAGGUGCCAUAUAGCCUCAACUCAUUUUUACUCCUGUUAAGUAAGAAGAAAUUGGAUAUCGACUCAACCUUUACUGUUUUCUGUGAAUGUGGACUACUAGUAACUUAACUAUUCAAAAUGUAUAUGUAUGAAUGGCUUUCAUAGCUAAUCUGUAACAAGACUACAGGAAAACCUGAUGAUGUUGGGAAAACUCAUUCCCAUGCUACAAAUAAAGAAGACUAGAAAAAAUGAGAAAGAGACAAAAAAAUAUAUAGUUUAAUCAUAUUCUACGCCAAACCAACUUUAUUUGGUCUAAUGCACAAUGGCUUAAGGUACUAUAUUUGGCUCUGUCUUUUGUUGGUAUUAUUCUUUACCUAUUGGAUCGUGUAUAGCUGUUGACUAUUAUCUUAUUCCAGUACUGGUGCUCCUAAAUGAUACUGUAUAUUAUUAUAUUAACCUCACUACAUUUCAGGUGAACAGUGUUGUACAAUGCAUUUUCUGAUAGUUUUUACAAUUCCUAGGUAUUUUAUUUUUGCUUCGGUGUUGUGUUAACAAAAUCCUGUUAUAUACAGACAAAUCCGACCAGCUUAGUUUGGCUUCACAUCUAGAAUUGAUGUUAGAAGAGCUCAAACAGUUUCAGUGGAACGAAGCACUUUAUCUUUUGAACAUCAGUAUUUUAAUUCCCCCCGACCCAACCCCACCCUCCUCUUAAUCAGCCAUCACACUGACAUUGACAUGUCAUAUUUAAUCCAGAAAAACAGCUUUUAUUUUGUUUUA
Molecule: messenger RNA, 3473 nt
Organism: Myripristis murdjan (pinecone soldierfish)
Lineage: Eukaryota; Metazoa; Chordata; Actinopteri; Holocentriformes; Holocentridae
Gene: loxl4
Product: lysyl oxidase-like 4
Exons: 15
Coding region: 57-2492 (811 amino acids)
Biological process (GO): collagen fibril organization; peptidyl-lysine oxidation
Cellular component (GO): membrane
Molecular function (GO): copper ion binding; protein-lysine 6-oxidase activity
Source: RefSeq, a predicted model, not a curated record